Messenger RNA from Pleuronectes platessa (European plaice), 432 nucleotides. Its product is annotated as piggyBac transposable element-derived protein 4-like. NCBI's taxonomy places the organism in Eukaryota, Metazoa, Chordata, Actinopteri, Pleuronectiformes, Pleuronectidae. The coding region runs from base 1 to 432 and encodes 143 amino acids. The transcript has 2 exons. The record is from RefSeq and is a predicted model, not a curated record.
AUGUUGGUCAACAGCAUAGGCCGCUGUCCUUUCCGACAGUACAUGCCCAGCAAGCCGGCGAAAUACGGGAUCAAGUUGUGGGUGGCGUGCGACGCCAGAUCAAGCUACGCUUGGAAGAUGCAAGUCUACACCGGAAAGCCGAGCGGCGGGCGUCCGGAGAGGAACCUGGGGCUGCGGGUCGUGCUCGACCUCACGGAGGGACUGAGCGGGCGCAACGUCACGUGCGACAAUUACUUCACCUCCUACGAACUCGCGCGGAAGCUCCUGGAGAGGAACGUCACCGUGGUCGGCACGGUUCGGAAGAACAAGCCCGAGCUCCCGCCCCGGCUGCUCGCCGUCAAGGGACGUUCUCCUCCGUGUUCGCCUUCACGCCCGCCGCCACUCUGGUGUCGUACGUCCCGAGGAAGAAAAACAGGAACGUGGUGCUCCUGA